Cladocopium goreaui is the source of this 2325-nucleotide messenger RNA. The record is from the annotation of a GenBank genome assembly. Lineage: Eukaryota; Dinophyceae; Suessiales; Symbiodiniaceae.
AUGACAGCUGCAGUUGCUCCCGACGAUAAGCUGGCUGGUGUGGUGCCAGAGGCAACGUUUUUAGCGACCCCAAAGGGCGACGGGACAACGGCGACCUCCACCGCUAGGCGGCGCGAUAGUUUUCAACGCCUCUCCGCCGUGCCAGUCGCUCCCCCCACCUCCACGACGGACGAGGGGAAGCACGGACACCAUCACCACCAAGCGCUGCCGUGCUGCUUGAUUCUCUACGUGUGUGUUGUGGCCAUCCUCUGUGGUUUUUUGGUUUCAGGGUGUCAUAAAGCCUUUGUCUACUCUGGAUGCCUUUUGGGUAUCAAUGGUUGCAACAGUUUGAACGGUUACAAAUACGAAAAGAUGGGCUACAUCCUCAUCAAGGCCUUUCCGGAGGUGCCUGAGGAGAUCUUGUACAUCAGCUCCUCUGUGGUAGGUGCCGCGUUGUGUGGCCUGAUCAUUAUUUGCCUGCCACAUCAUCUGCGACAGCAAGUGAAAGGCGGUGGCACCUGUCAGUCCCUGGUAGCGGUCGCGACGGGCGUGGGCGUGCCCUUGCGUGCUGCGAUUCUGCGCAUGAGCCUCGCGGUGCUGUUUCUCAUGUCUGGUGGCUCACUGGGGGCCGAAGGCCCAUCCAUCCAAGUUUGCACUUCCUUUGCCAUGUUGGCUGGAUGGUACAGUGGCAUCCGGGCUGCCGUCACGCAGUCACUCCUUGCCUCCCUGGGUUUCUCCUGCGGCUUCGCUGCCUCCUUCAACGCACCAUUGGCAGGAAUCACCUUCGCACUGGAGGAGCUUCAGCAUGUCUCCACGCGUUUGACGCAAGCGACGAUUUACAUGAUUAUGGUUGCCGCCGCUUUGUCAACUGCCGUCGCGCGAGCCACUGCUGGGAACUAUCAGCUGUUUCAACCCACCUGGGCGGAGGACAUUCUGCAGAGCAUUGAGGGAGGAUCCGUCGACAAGAUCUUAGGCAAGAAGAUGUGGAUGUUAAUUGCUAUACCCAUCGCCGUUGCGUGCUCGCUCUGUGGCUUUGUCAUCUCAAAGAGCACCAGUGUUCUCCACCGACUGGUCCAGAAGUAUCGCCCGUUGGCGCCACUGCCGGUGGCCUUUGCUUUACAGGCCCUCAUCACAGCAUCCUUUGGCGCCCUGGUCUUCCGUACCACCGGCCUGCGGGGCGUCUGGGGCAUUGGCGCCGAAAGUUUGCAGAUCGCCAUGACCAAGACCGUACCCUUGGGACAUUUGCUUCUCUUUGCCAUUGGGAAGGGUUUGGCCUUGAUCUUGGGGAUGGCAGUCCGCUGCCCUGCGGAUAUGUUGGAACCGGUGCUGAUCACCGGCGGCUUCCUGGGUGGCGCCAUAGGUAGUUUGCUUCCUCAAGAUGAUACUGAGUUGCUGCAAGGCGGCACCGUGAUGCCCUGCAUCAUCUUCGGCAUGGUGGGCCUGUUCGCCAGUUGUUUCAGGUUUUCCUUGACACCCAUCGUGAUUGUUCUGGAGAUUGUCGGCACCGAAAGUUAUUCGCUGAUUCUUCCUGCCGUACUUUGCGGUUUUACCGCCUCCACCUGUUCUGACCAUCUCUUUCCGGCGUUGCUGGAAGAUAUUUUGGAACAAGAUGGCAUCAACCUUCAGGAGCUGGCGGAACAAGCGGAAGAGACUUUCGAGGCCGAUGACGCCGCGCGGGAACGAGAAGAGUCCGAAGAGGAAAGUGUUGAAACGAAUGGACGGUCGAUGAAUCGUCACGGUACCAGCAAGUCGCACAAAUCCAGACACAGCGGCAGCGCGCCCAGCGAGGGCUCCGAUAGGGCCAUGUCCCGUCAGAACUCGGAGGCGCCUCUGUCCUUUCUGCGUCGGGGCUUGGAGGAGUCGUUGUACCAACAGUCUACGGCCAAGACCAAAUCCAGAACCGUCACCAUCAGGGAUGGUGCCAAUCUCCUGUCCCGAAGCAACUCGCACCGCUACCACCCGCAAAGCCAACGACACAGUCUUCCCGAGUUGACCAGCGAGUCCCUGUGCGGCCGGCUGGCUGAGAGUGGAGGCAAGAUCGAAAUACCUCUGCAGGGGCUGCGAAAUCCCGUGGAUUUGCGAUUCCAAGUGCAUGAGGUUGUGGAUGGGGACGGCCAUCACAAGUACUUCUUGCAGGUGUCCAACUCUCAGUCUCCAACUCGCGGCCCUUAUCGCGCUCAGUCCAGCUGCAAGGACUUCGAGCAUGCAGGAUGCCGCAGUCAGAGCCUUCUGUCGGUGAACGAGGAGCGACCACAGCAACCAGGUGAGGACGGCUUGGUACAGACCCACGAGGCAUCACAGGAUGAACCUCCGGUGAGUCUUCACAUUGAACGCCAGGAAUCAUAA